UUGAUGACUUGAUAUCAACAUCUUAUCUAGAGCAUUAUACCCAUUAUACCAUAGACAUGUGAACAUAAAAAGGUCGCAAAAAACGUCUUUCAAACUGGGAAGGGAAACUUCUGUCACCAUGUAACUGUGGACAAUGCUACCAAGGACUGCACAUUAUGCUGCAAAGAUUAAUUACAAAUAAACAUAAAGACUAGCAGUCUAGUAGCGAUUAGUCGAUUUUCAGCCGAAAUUUCAAGGCUUCAGUGACCAAGACAUUCUUUGGUUGAUUAAAGCCCUACUUUCCACUGUUAUAGAUUUUGACUGACCUAAUUGGUUGCAAAUCCUCCAGUAAGAUGUGUACAUUUUUGGUUUAAAGCAUGGAAAGCUACGUGGAAGCUAGCUCAGAAUUGUAAGCUUUGACAAUUAACUUAAAGAUUCAGAGUGAAGAGCUUUUAUUGUUUCUUUAACUUUUGAGAACGUGACAUGUUUUUCAUACUCUUUCCUUUACUCAACUAACAGGCUAAAUAUGCCAAAUAUGGAUUACAUGGAUAAAGAGAUGAUUGGGGAACUGAUCCUACUCAAUUUAAGGUCAAUUUCUAUUGCAGCAGUGUUGUCUUCUGUUUUACAUAUAUUUUGAAAACAUUUUGCACCCUUCAGGUAGAGGGAAGCUAAAGAAAAGUUGUUAAGCUGCAAUGCAGGAAACUAUUUGACAAGGUGCACCAUAAACCUUCAGUUGAGAAUCUACUUCUGCUCACUUUUAGUUUUAAGUCACUCAUUUCUGUUACCUUGUUAAAAGAUUUAAAGUAAAUUUUCCACUCCCAAUAAAGACAAAAUGAAUAAAAAGCCAUUUAUGUGACAAAAUGUUGCUGGAAUUAACUGGGAUUUAAUUCCCAUUUAAACCCAUUUAGGGCUUUCUAAACCAAACCCUGUUCAUAAAUACAAUGACAAAGAGGAUAUUUGUCUGACUGACAAGACUAGCUAAAAAGACAAAAAAAAAGACUGUGUGCAAAGCCACCUUUUUAUAUAACUUCGUUUUUUAUAAUAGUGCAUGUCACCCACAGUCCUAACACAUUUUAAGGUUUAAUUUUUUUCUGUAGUAUUUAGAAUGUGUGCUACAAUAUUUUUCUGAAAUAUAUUUAAAUGAGAAUUGAACUUUACAAUAGAGCAGAAAACAAAAACAAUACAAAAGAUGUAGAGGAGAUAUAUUUACAAUAUCCAAGAGGUACCGAUUUUUAAUGUGUAAAAGAAAUUUUAUUCUAUGCAUCACAGUUUAAACAUAAACAAAAUCUAUCUUUGCGUAAAAUACGCAUACUUUUUGCCAAUGCAAACAUUUGAUUGAGUUGGCUUCAUAUUAUUUUAUCUAAAUUUCAAUUCUCUAAAUUGUGAGUAUUAAUGAUUUAAAACGAUGUUUGUUAUUUAUGUAGUUUUUUUCUUAUGCCUAAAACUUUUGCACGUCAUUUAAAUAAAUAAAGACGCAUAUCAAAAACCGAGGCGUUUUUGUAUCCCUACUAUAAGUGCGGUCUUGAUUCAGGCCUGUUCUGCACAAUUCUGUUGAAUUGCACCUUCAGGUCGCACUCAAAUAACAUGUUUGCACCAACUGCCGUCGCUGCAAUAGGCAGUUGUUCUUUUGUUGUUCCUGUCGUAGCCUGCAGUAUACUGCAAAGGGUGCACGCAUUUGUGUUUUUCACUACAACGCUGAUGGAUAUGUAGUUACGUUCGACGGCAUGCACUGCAUUCCACCGAGUAGUCUGUGGAAGCCAAAACAGCCAUAGCUGGACAGAAAUGGUCACACUCAAACAAGCUUUAAGACACCAUUUUGAAAAUCCACGAAUUCUAGAUAACAACAUCGAGAUGCCAUCUUGCCAAUUAUGGCAAUAUUAGCAGCAUGCUAGCGUCACGCAAUUCAAACCAUUCCGCCGCAAGAAUCCGUGUGGGUCACACAAUACUAAUGUUAGCACAAGUCUUGUGUUAGCCUGAAAGGACGAGUGCUAACCCGCCGUAGCAUCCCCGCAUCUCUCGCACUGUAAUAAGGGAAGAUGGACGAAAAUCAAGAGUCAUCCACUUGCAUCACCAACUGCAAAAUCCACACCCUUUCCAACAGUCAACCUGGCAUCGUUCCACAACAAAACGGGGCCCCAGAGCACCGGACCCUGCUACGGGUUUCUGAGUCCCAUGGACUGCAGCUCCUCAGCAUGCUCAGGUCAUUGAGGGAUCGAGGUUUGUUGUUUGACUUCACCAUUAAGGUCCAGGAUCGCAGUUUUGCAUGCCAUCGUUGUGUCCUGGCAGCUUGCAGUGAUUUCUUCAGGGCUAUGUUCGAGGUAGACAUGAAAGAACGUGAUGAUGGGUCAGUCACUCUAAAUGACCAGUGUCCAGUGGCAGUUGGUUCUUUUCUGGACUUUGCGUACUCUGGAGAGUGCCUCAUUACAGACAGUAACAUAGACAUGUUGUUUCAGCUUGCUUCCUUCCUGCAGGUAGCAGUACUUUCCAGAGCCUGCAGUGACUUUCUGAUAGGAACCAUGGAUCUAUGUAACUGUCUGUCUCUCCUGUCUCUCGCUGAGGCCUAUGGCUCAGCAUCUCUUCUACGAAGUGCCAAAGAAUUUGUGGUUCAGAAUUUCUCUGAGCUUUCCAAAACUCAAGACUUCUUAGAUAUGCAGAUAAAUGUCCUGGAGAUAUGCUUGCGUUCUGAUGCCCUAAAUGUGCCAAGUGAAGAAGCGGUGGUGAUGUCAGUCCUUAGAUGGGUAAGGUACGAUAUCCCAGAAAGAAAGAAGUUGUUACCGGGACUAUUAUCCCUGACCAGACUCCAUCAUCUGCCUGCCCCUGACCUGAAGACACUGCAGAGUUCAGACACACUCCUUUGCAAUGAUGAGCCCUGCCUCACCCUGCUGUCCGAUGCCCAAAUCAGACACAACCAGUACAAUGGUCUCCUCACUGACGCCAGACCUGCAACAACACAGAGCUACAUUUACAUCCAUAAGACAGAGGAAAAUGGUGAAAUCCGCCACACUUUCUGCUACUGUCUGGAAACAGACCAAUGGAAAGAGUUGCCAGCGGGAGAUGGGACAGACGGAUCGACCACAUUUCCAGACCCGCCCGGAUCAUAUCUGACCAGCUUUGCAGAGAAGAUGUUUGUCACGGGUGGUUGUCGUGGAAACUGUUGCAGAGCAAUUCGUCUGCAUGUGGCAGAACCGAUCCAUGAUGCCUCUGAUGAAGUUUGGUGCUUCUGUCCCGUGACUCUAACCUGCUCCCCUGCACCAGCCUUGCUGAAGCCUCGCACCAUGCACACCGCUGUGACCUGCCUGGACAGAGUGUACGUUAUAGGAGGGCGGACGAAGGGAACCAGAGAGGGUGCUCCCCAUUUGCUGGAGGUUGAGUAUUACAACCCUCUGACUCAGACCUGGUCCUCAGUCAGCCCACUACCAACUGCCAUCUUCUAUCCUGAGGCCAGUGCCUGUGACACCGUUAUUUACACUCUUGGUUCAGAGGUAGAAAUAACGGACUCCUUCAACCCCUCACUGGACUGUUUCCUCUGCUACGACACCCAGCACGACCAAUGGAGCCGCCUGGUGGCAGAGUUUGGUCAAUUCUUCCAUGCCACACUGGUCAAAGCGGUGUCAAUUCACAAUACACUGCACCUCUGUGACCUUUCCACAUACAAGGUUUACAGUUUUUGUCCUGAUACCUGUGUGUGGAAAGGACAGGGGUCGUUUGAGUGUGCUGGCUUCAACGCAGGUGCUGUUGGUAUGAGAGACAGAAUCUACAUCCUGGGUGGGGAUUACUCUCCUGAUGAGAUUACUGAUGAGGUUCAGGUGUUCUACAGUGGGAGGAGCCAAUGGGAGGAAGUGGCACCCAUGCCCAGAGCACUCACUGAGUUUCACUGCCAGCUCAUCAGCUUUAACAGAUAUAGAGACCCAUGGUGUGACCUGGUAGAAACACAGUAGUGACACAGUCAUGUUUGACUGCACAUCACAUCCAUGAGUGGAUGUGCAUGUGUAACAAUAAGCAACGCACCGGGAUGACUCUGUCCUGCCUGUAAACCCUACAUGCAUGUUGGACAUCUCACAGCAACUACACAGAAUAACAGUAAAGAAGAGUCUUGGCUCCACAUCGCUUUUCUUACAAAUCAACGCAAGACAAGAACAAGAAAUUAUUUUUAUGUGUAUAUUUAUUUAUUUACAAACUCACAAAUACAAUGGAGAUCGUAUUUGUGAAGCCCUUUUGGUUGAAUGGUCUUAAUAUUGUUUCUCCCAUGGAGGAAAUCUGAUGAGCAUGAGGAUAUACCAGAGACCUUCUUUUGGGAACUUAUUAUUUUUAUUAUUAUUAUUAGACUUUAUAAAAGAAAAUUGACUCAAUGUAAUUCAGAUACUUACCUUACUCAGUGGCAACAACGUUAUUGAUCAAUAUUACACUGUAAUUUAACUUACCUCCACCCGCAUUCUUGUCACUCGAUGCUAACCGGCGAAGCAGCAUGAACGGUGAGCAUCGACACAAACAGCUUUCAAUGAUUUUUGGACAAAAACUAAAAAUGAAGCUGAGCCUAAGGUGCAACCAAAUGUCUGCUGUAAUCGCGAUGUGUCAAAGUGUUGCUGAAUAAAUACUGCUAAAAGGA
Messenger RNA from Cynoglossus semilaevis (tongue sole), 4585 nucleotides. It is a transcript of the gene kbtbd3, whose product is annotated as kelch repeat and BTB (POZ) domain containing 3. The transcript is spliced from 10 exons. Gene Ontology annotation, molecular function: protein binding. Lineage: Eukaryota; Metazoa; Chordata; Actinopteri; Pleuronectiformes; Cynoglossidae. The record is from RefSeq and is a predicted model, not a curated record. The coding region runs from base 2016 to 3917 and encodes 633 amino acids.